AUGGCCGCCGAAGAAACAUCAGCUAAGAUGGAAGCAAGGCUUCGUGAUGAGAUCACUGCUCAAGUUGCUGCCGAGAAUGAAAGAGAUAGGCAACUUCGAGAAGAGCAGGAGGCUCAAAGGGAUGUUGCUGAAGAAUGGUUGAGAACACAAGUAUUGAGGAGUAUUACUUCUUGGGUUGAUUUAGCUGAGAUAUUCACAGCUAAGUUCUUUCCUUACAACCGCAUAAGGAAGUUGAAGCAAGAGAUCAAUUCCUUCAUCCAGCUGGAUUCUGAGAAUCUAUAUGAGACAUGGGAGAGGUUCAAAAGACUCUUGAUGAAAUGCUCAGGCCACAACAUCUCCACUGCUGACCAAGUGGAGAAGUUCUAUGCAGCUCUCAAUGACUACACUAAGACAAGUUUGACACAGCUGCAAAACUGGAAGGGAGUUUAUGAGGUUGAGACUCUUGAUGCAGUUCUUGCAUCCAACAAAAAGCUUGCACAGAAGGUGGAUGCCAUGGUAAAGAGACUCGAAGGUGGGCAAAGAAGUGCUAAGGAUGUUGAAUUUGAUGAAGAGGUGAAGGCCAUGAGGAAUUAUCAAAAUGAUCCCUACUCCAGCACUUAUAAUCCAGAUUGGAGAAAUCAUCCUAACUUCUCUUGGAGGGACCAAAACAAUUCAGGAGAUGCUGGUGGUUCAAAGCAAUUUCCAAAUCAGAGGCAAUACCAGCUGAAUCAAAGGCCUCCACCACCUCAUGGUAAGAAGAGCUUGGAGGAGAUUGUGGCUGAUUUGGCACUUAGCAAUCAGAGUUUCAUGAAUGAGACUAGGAGUUUCAUGAAUGAAACCAUAACCAACUCGAAGAAUUAUGAGUCCUCCAUAAAACAUUUGGAGACUCAAGUUGGCCAAAUUGCCAAGGACUCCAAAUUUGAAAAUUGUUCUGCUGUCACUCGUAGGAGUGACAAAACUUUAAAUGAAAUUGAAGAGUUAGUUGAAAAGAAGAGUGAUGAAACUGAGAAAGUGGUUGAGAAAGAAAAAGAGGGAACGAAAAGUGAGGAAGCUAUAAAAAACAAGAAGAGUAAGGAUUCUUCUCUUGAGAAAAUAACUUGCAAGUUACCAUUUCCUAAGGCUUUAGAAAAGAAAAAUAUGGAAAAACAAUUUUCAAAGUUCUUAGAAAUUUUUAAAACGUUUCAAAUCAAUAUUCCAUUUUCUGAAGCCUUAGAGCAAAUGCCUACCUAUGCGAAGUUCAUGAAGGACAUUGUAUCUGGGAGGAAGAGAUUGAGUGAGGUGAAUGAAAAAAUUAUGAUGACAGAGGAGUGUAGUGCAAUUGUCCAGAGAAAACUCCUCCAAAAGUUGAAAGGCCCUGUGAGUUUUACUAUUCAUGUUGACAUUAAAGGUUUGCCUAGGGCUAAGGCCUUAUGUGAUUUAGGGGCUAGCAUCAAUCUAAUUCCGCUCUCCAUGUUUAAAAGCUUAGAUAUGGGUGAGGCCACCCCUACCUUGAUGUCUUUGCUGUUGGCGGACAGGUCCAUUAAGCGCCCGUAUGGGGUCGCUGGAGAUGUUUUGGUAAGGGUGGAAAAAAUUAUUUUUCCAGUUGAUUUUGUGAUUCUGGACAUUGAAGAGGACUCUAGAGUUCCUCUAAUUUUGGGGAGACCUUUCUUGGCAACCAGUAAUGCAAAAAUCAAAGUUGCCAAGAGUCUUUUGUCCUUGAAAGUUGGUGAUGAAAAUGUAAAGUUUUCUGUUUUUAGAACAUUGAAGCAUCCUAACUAUGAGGAUGUGUUUAACUGUGAAGUGAUUGAUGAAUCUGUUUGUGAAGAAUUUGCUAGGAUUUCAGGAAAGGCGCCCUUAGAAGAAAAAAAGGACAAUUGUGAGCUGAGUCUAACUCUCAUAAAGCUUGUAGGCAAGCACCAAUAUGGAGGUUCAGCCACAGAGAAUCUCCAUAAUCAUAUGGCGCGAUUCAUUCAUUUCAGUAACACGGUAAGGAUAAAGGAUGAGUUCAUUGAUGCCUUCAUGUUGAGGUUGUUCCCACACUCCUUGAAGUAUGAGGCUAAGGUUUGGUUUCAAUCUCAACCUCAAGGUAGUAUUGUUACUUGGGAAGACCUUGUGGGAAAGUUUAGUGCAAAAUUCCUACCUUGCUCAUUCAAAAGUUUGAGCAAGUGUGAUUCUAAUCCUUCUUAG
Molecule: messenger RNA, 2145 nt
Organism: Lotus japonicus
Lineage: Eukaryota; Viridiplantae; Streptophyta; Magnoliopsida; Fabales; Fabaceae
Exons: 4
Coding region: 1-2145 (714 amino acids)
Source: RefSeq, a predicted model, not a curated record